Nothobranchius furzeri (turquoise killifish) is the source of this 1356-nucleotide messenger RNA. RefSeq names its product Rab acceptor 1 (prenylated) (gene rabac1). NCBI's taxonomy places the organism in Eukaryota, Metazoa, Chordata, Actinopteri, Cyprinodontiformes, Nothobranchiidae. The record is from RefSeq and is a predicted model, not a curated record. Gene Ontology annotation, cellular component: Golgi apparatus.
UAGCCAGUAGGUGGCCCUGCCUAGAGUCAGCGAAGUAGGAAGUUUUUUCUUCUUCUCCAGCAGCCACAUCACUUCCGAGAUCCAGAACAGCAACAAAAGACAGCUCAGGCUGUCUGGUGAAACUUCUGCCUACAUUUUGGUGAAUGAUUUAAGGGUUUAGCAUUUUGGCAGUCAACAGUCUCCAAAUGUUAUCUGGAGUGCCUAAAGGGGAGAACGUCAUGGUGGACAUGGACAGCAAAGCUGGAGAUUUGUUCAUCCCAGAUGAGGCCCAUCCAACCGGCACAGGGGGCAUCGGAGUCCUCUCAAGGCUCUGGCUUCCUAAAGGCAUCUCGGCCAGCAUGGCUAAGGAGUGGUUCGACAGGCGCAGGUUGUCCAUCCGACCGUGGGCCAGCUUUGUAGACCAGCGCAAAUUUUCAAAACCUCGCAACUUUGGAGAGUUGUGUCAGAGGGUGGUUAAAAAUGUGGAAGUUUACAACAGCAACUAUACCUUCAUAUUUCUGGGGCUCAUCCUCUACUGCAUUAUCAGCUCGCCCAUGCUGCUGAUUGCCUUAGCCGUGUAUGCUGGUGCCUUCUACGCCAUCCACCUUAAGUCUCUGGAGUCCAAACUGGUUGUUCUCGGCAGAGAACUGACAGUCCCACACCAGAUGAGUCUGGCUGGAGCCGUUUCUCUGCCCGUUUUCUGGUUGGCAGGAGCCGGAGCCGCUGUGUUUUGGGUUCUCGGAGCAACUCUGUUUGUGAUCGGCUCUCAUGCUGCGUUCCGAGAGUUGGAGGCGGCGGACCUGGAUGAGCUCCUCAUGGAGCCCGUCUAAAGAGCUGCUCCAUGAUCAGUCCUCGUUUUGACCCUUUGAGAAUCUCCUUGAAGAUUUUUUUAUAUCUAUACAUAUAUCCUUCUUCCUCAUGUUUACCUUAUGGCAUUGUAUUAAGAAUGCACCUUAUGUUGCAUGAUAAAUAACUGUUGUUACACAAAUGCAUAAAUAAUGAAUUUCUUAUUGCUUGAAGCACAUUAUUCGCCUUUAUCUGCAUAUAUUAAGCCUGCGAUGCCUCUGGUUUGUGUCAUGAAGCCUCUUGCUCUUUAGCGGAGCAUCUGCGCUGAAUUCCUAGCUGUGGGCAUCCUGCAAAGUAAAUUCUGACGGUACCAUCCAAACUGCUGGUAUCGACGCAUGUCCGAAGGUCAAGUGCCAUUUAGUUUUUUAAUUAGUUUUGAACAUUAUGUGGCUUCUCUUUUUAUUUAUUUGAUCAGCUCUGGUUCAGACAUUCUGGUGGGAAAGGUCACGAAAAGCACAUUUUAGAAAUUAAUUUGUAAAUUAUGCGUUCUGUGCUGAAACGUUGGAAGUGCAAUAAAUUCUGUUACUGUUA